Messenger RNA from Fundulus heteroclitus (mummichog), 2026 nucleotides. It is a transcript of the gene ube2d2, whose product is annotated as ubiquitin-conjugating enzyme E2D 2 (UBC4/5 homolog, yeast). NCBI's taxonomy places the organism in Eukaryota, Metazoa, Chordata, Actinopteri, Cyprinodontiformes, Fundulidae. Gene Ontology annotation, molecular function: ubiquitin conjugating enzyme activity. The record is from RefSeq and is a predicted model, not a curated record. The coding region runs from base 284 to 727 and encodes 147 amino acids. Gene Ontology annotation, cellular component: nucleus. Gene Ontology annotation, biological process: ubiquitin-dependent protein catabolic process; protein polyubiquitination. The transcript has 7 exons.
GCUCCUCUCGUUGCAGCUCACAGGAACCCAGGCAGGCCGCAGUGAUUUGGUAGCCGCUGCAGUAGGAGGAAGGACCGCGGUUCUACCCCUUCUAUCUUUCAGUUUCGCCUCAACAUAUUUUUUUUUUCUCGGUGGCUCGCUUUGGUAACAGACGGUGACCCGUGCAUGCAGAGACGGCGUUUUAUGACUCCCUGAGCCGCAGCUGAAAAACCUCCAACGGACGAAGUGUUUCCAAUCGCCAUUUUAAUCGCACGUUUUCCCUGACAGAAGCGCUAGCACAACAAUGGCUCUGAAAAGAAUUCACAAGGAGUUGAAUGACUUGGCUCGGGACCCUCCAGCCCAGUGUUCUGCAGGACCAGUAGGAGAUGACAUGUUUCACUGGCAAGCCACAAUAAUGGGACCCAAUGACAGUCCUUACCAGAGCGGGGUUUUCUUCUUGACCAUACACUUCCCCACAGACUACCCCUUCAAACCGCCAAAGGUUGCAUUUACCACAAGAAUCUACCACCCAAAUAUCAACAGCAACGGCAGCAUUUGUCUUGACAUCCUGCGAUCACAGUGGUCUCCGGCUCUCACCAUCUCCAAAGUUCUCCUGUCGAUCUGCUCCCUGCUGUGCGACCCGAACCCGGACGACCCCUUAGUACCUGAGAUCGCCCGCAUCUACAAGACUGACAGGGAAAAGUACAACAAAAUAGCCCGGGAAUGGACACAAAAGUAUGCAAUGUAGUGCUGGGGUAGAAACAUGGCCAACCACCUCUACAACGCAAGACUAGGGGAGAUUCAGAUGUAAAGAGAAAACAAAUAACAAAACCAUUACAAACAAAUGAGAAGUUGAAAACAAGAUCUUGUUGGUUUCCAUUGGAGUGCUUUCUUUGAGCCAUGCCCCUCCUUCACCACAGUACCUGUAAAACUCCCUCUGCCCCGCCUCCCCCUCUCCCUCCCCCUCUGUUUGCCCCCCCCCCCCCCUCCCCUCCCGCCUCUCAGCUCAUCUGCCCCUCCCCCUGUGUACAGACUGUCAACUUGAAAAGAUAAAAUGUCUCCCUCCCCGACCAUUCUCGUCGCAUCCCCAUUUUUUUUAUUUUUUUAUUUUUUUUUGACCCCCGUCUCCUCACUUCCGUGUUCGGUUGCAUUUCGACAUCCAAGCAGGCUGGGCUGUCGCCAACCUACCGUAUAUAUCCUUUAUUCCUGCUUGCCUGCAUCCUUACCCAUCUUUCCUAAAAGCAUUCCUAUUAGCGACUGUAAAACUUCGAGGGGAACCUUUUUGUGGUGUUUUUUUUUUUUUUUCACCUUUUUUUGUUUUUAGGGGGAGGGAGGGGGAGGGAUUUUUACAGUUCACCUUUUCUUGUUUCGUUGAAGUAGUCUCCAUCUGCAAAGGCGAUGAUUCAAGAAAGCAAUUUUCACUCGUGAGUCAAAGGGCACUCUGUAUUUUUUAAACUAAAAGAAAUCCGCGUAAGUCAUUGCAGGCUGUGUAUAGUGGGGGGGAAAAAAUGCUCAUGGCCUAUUUUCUCCUCUGUCGGAUUCCUUGAAAGGACUUGAAUUUAUUCACACACCUCAUGCUCCUCAUUCUCCCCACCCCUUUGACCCUUCAGCCUAGUGAAACCCUUCAUACACACACGGGCACACACACACACACACACGUGCACGCACAGCUGUAACCCCAUCACCACCACCUUUUCUUUACUGUCAAAGCGGAGGUUGUGGACCAGCUAUUUAAGCAAUUCAUUUUCUUAGUUUAACCUGUGUUUUUAUUUUCUUUUUCUACUCAAUAUUUAGGUUGCUUCUUUUCCCUCCUUUAUUUUUAUUUUUGUCCCCCGCCACCCACCCCCUCUCCCCCCUACCUCCCCUUUACCUUUUGCUAUUGUCAAAUUAGCGGCUAACAUCUGAAAUGGCUAUGGGACUGGCUUGGGCUCUGGGUGCGAGGAGAACCCACUCUUCUUGCACAAAACCUCUGUAUAUUGAAUUACCUGAGAGGCUCGUUGAGCUUUGUGUGUUGAUUAAACUGUGUAAUAAAAACCUCUGACUCCUG